AUGUCUGCCUAUUAAAACAUUAAAGAGAAUUUCUUAUCUAGACCGUUUUAGACCUUGGUUGAGUGUAUAUUUAUGGUGGAAAUAUGUGGAAUAUUAGGCACUAUAAUGAAGAAUAGGUAAUAUCUUAGUAAUGUUCAACAUAGGGAACUUAUGCUUCUUUGUGACUUUCACAUUAGUAGGAGUUAUAGCAUAGAUUGUUGGAGCCUUUAUGACAUAGAACGGUUCAAUCAAUGUACAAUCAAGCUUAAUUAAAUCUGUGCAAAAGCCCAUGUGAACGUUUCUAUGCGAAAGAUGUUAUUCCUUAAACAUCAACAGAGAUCUAAGUAUAUUCUAAGAAUAAUUAGAGUAGAGUUUAAUAUAUCUAUUAAGCGAUGAAUGCAUAAGAAUGCUUUCUCGAUGGAUGCAUCAGCUAUUUAGUGGAUGGAAGAAAAAUUUGAUU
This is a messenger RNA of Paramecium octaurelia, 439 nucleotides long. The record is from the annotation of a GenBank genome assembly. NCBI's taxonomy places the organism in Eukaryota, Ciliophora, Oligohymenophorea, Peniculida, Parameciidae.